UUCUGUGACUUUUAUUAUUAGAUAAUUACUUGUGCAUACCAAAGCAUAGGGUAAAUUAAGUGAGGUGGAUUGUAAAAUAUAUCAAUGCUAUGAAAUAUAAGCUAUUAAUAGGUUAGACUUAGGUUUAUUGACCUGGAAUUUAUGAUCUGGCUUUAGGGGAAAAUAUGUUACAGAAUGAUUUUAUAUAUGCAUAUCUACCCCUUUUUGCUUAAAAGAAAAAAAAAAAAGUGGGAGAAACCUCAAAUCCUAGUAUGAAUAUAUAUUAGAGAAGAUGUACACCAAAAAAAUAUUACUACUACCUUUAGGGGAGUGAGAUUUGGAAGGAUGGAGGGAGACUGCUUCUUUAUGUCUGAUUAUUCAAAUUGUUCUGGAAAAAGAAACUGAAAUGGAAAAACUCGAAUAGCUCAACAGAAAGUAGGGUCCUUAACCUGAAUAGUUUUAGGUGACCAAAGCUGGUUCUUAAUUUCAGGACUAAUUUCCAGCAGCAAUCAGUUAAGUCAGCUCCCACACUGAUUUUUGAGUAUGUUUAUUGUUUGAAUGGGAUGUGUGCACUUGAUAAUCUCCUUAGAUACUAAGCUGAUGCCCAAAUUGUUUAAAAUGCGUGGUGCUUGUUAUUUCUCUGUAUUUUGCUAAUAAGCUUUUGCCUUGUUCUGGGAAUUAAAAUCCUUUCACUAGCCCAAUUAAAUUUGUUAAGGGAGGGCCUCUAUGAAAAGGCCCUUCUCUGAGGUCUUUGAGUGGAAAUGAUUGGUUCUGAAAAUUCUUCUUCAUCGACUCUUAAAACAUUUUAUAAUCAUUGAACACUCAUUAUGAAGGCUGUCUCAACUUCUUCCCUCCAAAAUGCUAAGGAAUAACUUAGACAACAGUUCAGACUCUAAAAAUGAAGAUGGCUCGGUCUUUUCACAGACUGAACACAAUAUUGUUGCAGCUUACUUGAUCACAGCAGGUAUGAUAAGUAUUCUCAGCAACAUAAUAGUUCUGGGCAUCUUCAUUAAGUACAAAGAACUUCGGACUCCCACAAAUGCAAUUAUCAUUAACCUGGCUGUUACUGACAUAGGGGUCAGUAGCAUUGGAUAUCCCAUGUCUGCAGCUUCAGAUCUGUAUGGAAGUUGGAAAUUUGGAUAUGCAGGAUGUCAGAUUUAUGCUGGGUUGAAUAUCUUUUUUGGAAUGGCAAGUAUUGGAUUACUCACUGUUGUGGCUAUGGAUCGAUACCUGACCAUCUGCAGUCCUAACUCAGGAAGAAGAAUGACCACCAACACUUACAUCAGCAUGAUUCUGGGGGCCUGGCUCAAUGGUCUCUUUUGGGCUUUGAUGCCUAUCAUAGGGUGGGCUAGUUAUGCCCCAGAUCCUACUGGGGCUACUUGUACCAUAAACUGGAGGAAAAAUGAUGCAUCUUUUGUUUCUUUCACGAUGACAGUUAUUGCGAUAAAUUUUAUUGUACCCUUGACAGUGAUGUUUUACUGUUAUUACCAUGUCACUCAAACCAUUAAAUGUCAUGAUACUAGUAACUGCACUGGAUACCUCAACAGAGAUUGGUCAAAUCAGGUAGAUGUGACAAAGAUGUCUGUGAUAAUGAUAUUUAUGUUUCUGGUGGCGUGGUCCCCUUAUUCCAUCGUGUGCUUAUGGGCUUCUUUUGGUGACCCAAAGAAGAUCCCUCCCUCAAUGGCCAUCAUAGCUCCACUAUUUGCAAAAUCUUCUACAUUCUACAAUCCCUGUAUUUAUGUGGUUGCUAAUAAAAAAUUUCGGAAGGCGAUGUUUGCCAUGUUCAAAUGUGAGAAUCGCCAACCUAUGCCCGUCACAAGUAUUUUACCAAUGGAUGUAUCUCAAAACCCACUGACUUCUGGAAGAAAGUGAAAUAAGAGAAAAAGCACACAGUAUCAAAGUUUUUUUAUUUACUUUUUUCUCCAAUGGUUUAGUUUUAUUUUAAAUAUGAUCGUGUUUAGAUCAGAUACAUAGAUUAUUGUCCUAUUAGACCCUAAAUGCCUCAAGUGUUUCUCCUAUUUCUUCUAUUUGUGGGAUGGCUACUGUAGUGAAUGUUUCUUUAUGCCCUUUAUGUAAACUUAUGUCCAUCUCCUUUGAUGAAGCUAGGCCCAUGAGAUUAAGGCCCAUUCUAUUUCUCCCAAUCAUGGCAUUCAUUACACUGUAUCAAUGACCAAGUAACUUGCCUGGGUCCUCCAUUAGACUAGAAGUAGCCAUUAUUUUAAUAUUGAAAUAAAUUAAUAAUAAUAAAUAGUCUUCAGUAAGUAAAUUACAGAAAUGAGGUGUUGGAUGUUCCUAGAUGGAACUAGACGGAAAACAUUUUUAGCAUUUCACUCUUAAAAUUUUAAUGCAAAUAUGAACAUACUAUUUAACAAAAAUAAUCAAAUGAAUAUUAAACACUUGCUUCUAAAUCACAUUAGUUGAUGCACAUAUUUACUUUAUAUAGCAAUAUAAUUUCUGUAUAUUAUUAUGUAUUCUGCAUUUUCAAUUAACAUUUUUCUGUAUAUAUAUUUCCAUAUAUUUGCCACUAGACUUAAUUUAAUCAGAGUGGGUUUUUUGUGUUUUGUUCUUUUGUUCCUAUUUUGUCUGAAAUUUACUUCAUAGUGGCAAGAACACAGCAUGCAAUCUACCCUCUCAACCAGUUUUUAAGUGUACAAUAUAGUAUUGCUAACUGUGACUACAGUAUUGCACAGCAGAUCUGUAAAACUUAUUGUCUUGCUUAACUGAAAUGGCUAUUGAUAGCUGUAUGCUUGCUCUUUGAUGUAUUCUUAGCACAUAACUGCAUGUUGCUUGGUACAUAGUAGGCACUCAAUAAAAAAACUGUUGAAUGUGAAAUGCA
This is a messenger RNA of Felis catus (domestic cat), 2815 nucleotides long. It is a transcript of the gene RRH, whose product is annotated as retinal pigment epithelium-derived rhodopsin homolog. NCBI's taxonomy places the organism in Eukaryota, Metazoa, Chordata, Mammalia, Carnivora, Felidae. The transcript is spliced from 7 exons. Gene Ontology annotation, cellular component: membrane; photoreceptor outer segment. The record is from RefSeq and is a predicted model, not a curated record. Gene Ontology annotation, molecular function: G protein-coupled receptor activity. The coding region runs from base 838 to 1851 and encodes 337 amino acids. Gene Ontology annotation, biological process: G protein-coupled receptor signaling pathway; visual perception.